AUGGAGGCGGAGCAAUACUGGAUUACCCAGGAGCCUGUAGGGAUGGAUUAUAUUGUUGUAACUGUUGAGAGUGACAGUGAUGAUAAUAGCAAUCAUGGCCAUAGUGAAGUCAUGCUGCUACAGGAGUCUGCAUCUGAGGCUUUGUCAGACGGACACACUAUGGGCACAUCCAGUGAUGAAUCAGCAGUCAUACAAGCAGAUUUCCAAGAUUAUGACCAUCAGCAACAGUUCCAACUGGCAUCUGGAGAGGGUACAUCCCAAGAUGACCAAGCAGUGCCCCAAGUGAACUUGGAAACAUUAAAAAGACCUAACAUUAACUUUGUGGAUGUUCCACAAACCAAAAGAGGACGGCAGUCUACUGAAUUAGAAGAUAAAAUGGCUUUACUCCAACUUAUUGAAAGAUUGAACGGGCAAGUUAACCAACUUUUUGGAAUGGUUUCAAAAAUACAUCAGUUUUGGGAGAAGUCACAGGUGCAAAAAUGUGGACAUUGUUGCAGAUUACUUCAAGAUGAAAUAAUGGAAAUCGAUGAGCCAGACAGAACUACAGAAACAUCUUUUCAGUCAGUUUCAUGCUAUGAGCAGCAGCAGGAGCAGCAGGAGCAGCAGUUGGUCCUUAGUCAGGACUUAUUCCUUCCUAGAAUUAUUUCUACAAGUUCAUUAACAUCAGAGGGCUCAGGUACUGAUGUUCCUAUAGUAUCUGAUAUUUUGGAUGAAGCUGAGAGCAGCAACAUUGUAAUCUCAGAUGCCCAGCCUACAAUGGCAGCACCUGCAACAUUUCUGCUACCACAGGAUCCAAGUUUCGCCAAUAACCAUAAUUUUAUAAAGUACUCAGCUGUUGUGGAAAAUGAGGAUACAGCCUUACUGGAUCCUGACUUUCCAUGUCUCUUGGUGCCUCCUAGUUAUGAAAUGCCAGAAAAUGAAGAAACCAACAUUCCAGAUGACACUGUGCUAGUAAAUGUCCCAAAUUUUGAGGAAGAUGAAGAACAAUCUACUAACCUUCUGAAUGUCUUCAUAAACGAAGAUGAUAUGACAGCAGUAGCAGAAGCCAGCCAGGCAAACAACAUGGAGCCGAUGGAUUUCCCCGUUGUAAAUGAAAAUGACCAAGACUCUUUUUCAGCUGAUACUCUCUCAUCUCAAUCUGACUUUGAAAGGGUUAUACUGAUAGAAAUGCCAGGACAAACUGAUGUCAAUGGCCAGACACUCUAUUACCCAGCUUUACAUUUCAAUGGCCCAGAUUCUGAAAUGGCACCUGCCUCUGCAGCUUUACAUUCUGGUGUGCAAGGAAUAGCAGAAGCCAGCUUGGACUACAAUCCUGAGGGGAUGAAUUUCCCACCUGUGAUAGAAAAUGACAUUGACACUCUUCCAUCUGAUUCUGAUACUGAAGAUACUAUAGUGAUAGAAAUAUCAGAGGAUGCAGAAAUCAGUGGCCAAGUAAUCGAUUACCCAGGUGUUUUGGGACAUUUUAGUGAAUCUGAUUCUGAAAAUGUUUCUAAUUCUGAAUCUACAAAUUUCCGUUUUGAAGAAGUUGUAUUAGGAAUGCCAGGAGAAAUACAAGUCGAUGGUCAAACAGUCUAUUACCCAACUUUUUUAGGACAUAAAGCUGUUACAUAUUCUGAAACUGCAUCUGCCUCUUCAGAUAUUGGUUUUGGCGGGCAAGGAAUGUUCCUCCCACUGGCUGCUGCCAGUGCAAACUCUCCCGAUAGCCAGUACUGUAUGAGACACAUGGUCUUAGCAUCUGUCAAGUAUGAAUCCUGUGGCCUUCCACUGAAGCCAGCAGGUGGGAUGGGGAAGGGCUCUGGCCAGUUCGUCCCCUUAAAGUGUGGUGUUCCUUCUUGUGAGGGAGAGGGAAUGGUCCAGGUCAAGCUCUAUAUUGAGAAGGUUAUACUGAUAAAAAUGCCUGAAACAGUAAAAGUCAAUGAUCAGAUUGUCGCUUACCCAGGCAUAUUAGGACGUAUCAUUACCUCAGAUUCUGAAACUGCAUCUGCAUCUGAAUCUGCAAAUGUUGGAGUUGAAAAAGUUAUACUUGAAGAGAUACUAUUUGAUCCCAAAACUAUGGAUCAAGACAACUCAGAUAUAAUGGAUAACCCACCUGAGAUUGGAAAUGACAGUGACUAUGAUAAUGAUGAAGAAGAUAAUGAAUCUCCAUUUUUCUCUAUCCCCCUCUUUUUUGAUGACCAAGAACUGAUACCUGUGAGAGUGAAUUGCCCAGUUUCCAUGGAAAAUGAUACAGGCCAAGAUAACAUUCCAGAAUUUCCCUUAAUCACAGGUUUUGCAUAUCUUGGAGAUCCAAGAAGAAAUAUCAGGGUACAUAAUACUCAUUUGGAGACUGUAGAGAAGAUGACCAAACUCAGCCUUGCAGCCUGCUACUUGGUUUAUGUGGUGUUCUCUGAGGAAAGUCUGAUUAACAGUUCAGCAAGUAUCAAUGGUCUAGGUUACCCAGACCUGGAUCCAAACAGAAUGGCUGCAAUAAGAGGUCAUUUGGGACAUUCGAGUAGACGUGUACACGUACCGUGUUCAGUAAUGACUAUAGCGAAAACAAAGCGUUCUCCAGAGCUAUCAGCCAGAUACCUCAGUCACUACCUGUUCACAGAGGAGUUGUCCAGAAAUACCAUCUUUGACAACAUGCAGUUUGAUGUUUGUAAUCUUGACGACAAUACAAUUGCUGCUAUCCGAGGUUUGUUGCAUGCUUUCCCAAAUCAACCCAGAAUAUAG
Messenger RNA from Dipodomys ordii (Ord's kangaroo rat), 2712 nucleotides. It is a transcript of the gene Bend2, whose product is annotated as BEN domain containing 2. The transcript is spliced from 17 exons. Gene Ontology annotation, molecular function: DNA binding. The record is from RefSeq and is a predicted model, not a curated record. NCBI's taxonomy places the organism in Eukaryota, Metazoa, Chordata, Mammalia, Rodentia, Heteromyidae. The coding region runs from base 1 to 2712 and encodes 903 amino acids.